Somion occarium is the source of this 423-nucleotide messenger RNA. Lineage: Eukaryota; Fungi; Basidiomycota; Agaricomycetes; Polyporales; Cerrenaceae. The record is from the annotation of a GenBank genome assembly.
AUGUCUUCAUCUCUUCCCAUACCUCGUUCGCGCCCGCAUGUAGUGCAAACCUUGUAUGACAACGGCUAUGCUCAUAGACCCUUCUCUGGACAAAAACGAGAGCUCUCCACAUCCACACGCACAGGAAGACUCCAUCUUCUGAUACAUACGGUCAACACUCGGUUCGUCUGUCGAUCUAUCGUUAAUCCGCCGCAUCUACACUAUUUUUACCACUUCAUCCGCCGGCUCAAUGUCAGUUUCAGUACCAGGGGGACAAAUGCGACAUCCAGAAAGGCCCCGCCCAUCUCGCAAACUUUUCUCCGCCAUGGCCGAGGACGUGAGGAGGUUGUCAAACAGCCGUCGAGGUUAACUUUCACCUUGUUAGAGCGAAGGGCGAGUCAAAUACGGACCAGGCUUCCCAGAGUGUCCACUCGAGUUCCCUGA